Messenger RNA from Sphaerulina musiva SO2202, 1179 nucleotides. RefSeq names its product NAP-domain-containing protein. Bases 1 to 1179 code for a protein of 392 amino acids. Gene Ontology annotation, molecular function: histone binding; chromatin binding. Gene Ontology annotation, biological process: nucleosome assembly. The transcript has 4 exons. The record is from RefSeq and is a predicted model, not a curated record. NCBI's taxonomy places the organism in Eukaryota, Fungi, Ascomycota, Dothideomycetes, Mycosphaerellales, Mycosphaerellaceae. Gene Ontology annotation, cellular component: chromatin; nucleus.
AUGGUCUCCAGAACUCCUCAGAACACACCGGCCAAUAAUGCGCCCAUCUCAUCGCGCGCGCAGGCCCCAGACCUGUCGACGCUGAAUGAAGAGGAUCUCGACCGCGCCGCCGCAGCCUCCAUCUUCGCUCAGAACCCUCGCCUGGUGUCGAUGAUGCAGAACAAGCUUUCUGGCUUGAUUGGCAAGUCCAGCGGCUACGUUGAGUCACUCCCCGCUCCCAUCCGGAGACGCGUUGCUGGACUCAAGGGCGUGCAGAAGGAGCACUCCAAGCUCGAGGCACAGUUCCAGGAAGAGGUCCUUGAGUUGGAGAAGAAGUUCUUUGCCAAAUUUACCCCGCUCUACGAGAAGCGUGCGAAGAUCAUCAAUGGAGCCGCUGAGCCAACCGACUCCGAGGUCGAGGCCGGCGAGGAAGAUGAUGAAACAGACGAGGAGGCGGAAGAGGCCAAAGCAGCUGCAGACAAAGAGGCCGAGAAUGCAGAGCCCGCCAAGGGUAUCCCAGAGUUCUGGUUGAGCUCGAUGAAGAACUCUUCGCUCGCCGAGACCAUUACAGAGCGUGACGAGGAAGCUCUCAAGUUUCUCACUGACAUUCGCAUGGAGUACCUCGAUCGCCCGGGCUUCCGCCUGCUCUUCGAGUUCGCCGAGAACCCAUUCUUCACCAACAAGGUCCUCUCCAAAACCUACUACUACCAAGAAGAGAAUGGGUAUGGAGGUGACUUCAUCUACGAUCGCGCCGAGGGUGACAAGAUCGACUGGAAGCAGGGCCAGGAUCUGACUGUGAAGGUGGAGAGCAAGAAGCAGCGCAACAAGAAUACCAAACAGACUCGCAUCGUCAAGAAGACAAUCCCUACUCCGUCAUUCUUCGACUUCUUCAACCCAGCAACCCCACCUGAGGAUGAUGACGAUGAAAUCGACGACGAUAUUGAGGCUAAGCUGGAACUUGACUAUCAGCUGGGUGAAGACAUCAAGGAGAAGCUCAUCCCUCGCGCCAUCGACUGGUUCACUGGAGAGGCUCUGCAGUUCGAGCAAGGCAUGGAUGACUUCGACGAGGACGACUUCGAAGAUGAAGAUGACGAGGACGAGGACGAUGAGGACCGUGAUGAGGAUGACGAGGAUGAGGACGAAGACGAGGAGGACGGUGGCAAGCCCAAGCAAGAGACGGCCGAGUGCAAACAGAGCUAG